This is a messenger RNA of Erpetoichthys calabaricus (reedfish), 10031 nucleotides long. RefSeq names its product mediator of RNA polymerase II transcription subunit 13-like. Gene Ontology annotation, molecular function: transcription coregulator activity. Gene Ontology annotation, biological process: regulation of transcription by RNA polymerase II. Gene Ontology annotation, cellular component: mediator complex. NCBI's taxonomy places the organism in Eukaryota, Metazoa, Chordata, Cladistia, Polypteriformes, Polypteridae. The record is from RefSeq and is a predicted model, not a curated record.
GCGCUGUGCGAACGUCUCCUCCGAGGGAGUCCUCUGGGACGGUCACGUGGGCGGCGGCGGCCAAUGGGAGAGGCGCGCUGUGUCGGAGCACCGCCAUUACAGCGGUGUGCGCGCCGCGAACAUUGAGAAGCGCCGAGCCGCGCUCCCAGUCGCCUGCCCGCCCGUUUGCCUGUGAGCCUGCACGGACAAAGUGGAAGCCGCCAAGCCGCUCGCACACCGGAGCCCAGUGGAAACCUGCCCCGCGCGAACCUUCGUGGAGUGUCCGAACAAGCCCUCGACGCGCCAGUCGGGCGCUUUUGUGGAGGGGGCGGCUCUUGUUUUUGUUGUCGGUCGGUGGGAGACGGCGGCGGCGGUGGCGGCUGCUGCUGCUGCUGCUGCUUCUUCUGCUGAGACGGCUGCUGAGCGAUUGCGCCGUUUUUGUGUGGAUGUGUGUAUGUGUGUGCGCGCGUGAACGCGCGUGUGUCAGAUGCACAUAUUUUAUGGUAAACUGAAAAUGCACAUCCGAACCUCGUAACGGCUCCGGACCCGGGGGGCCUUCAGCCGUGCGGCAUCGACCCUCGCCAGCCCUGCUCUCCCUCCUUCAGCUCCGAUCGCUCUUCUUGUUCUUCUGCUGCCGAUUCUUCUUCUUCUUCUUGUUGUUUUCUGGAGGACGUUUCGUCACGAUGAAAUGAAAAAAAGGAAGGAAGGGUUUAUCUGAGGCGUCCGCUGCCUUCUGUCAUGCUCGCCAACUGACAGGACUUUGCUGGCCCGAAGAGGUCCUCGGUAGCCCCCGGAUCGCACCUUUGGAUGUUGUGUAGCUGCGAGCGAACGGCUGGGCGGAAACAAAAGCCUCGCAGAUUUGCUGUUUAGCGAUUUACUGGAAAGUGGAACGAGGAUGAAAACAUUUGACGACGCGUUCCGACUGCUGACAGGACGCGGCGGUGAGUGGCGCUAGAAACACGGGAUCGCGAAAGGAGAGAGCACUGAGCGCAGCCGAAUAACUUUACUACGGGGGCUUUAUUUGAUCUUUACUCACCAGAAGGGGGAACGGAUUGGCUCCUUCAACUUGGCCACUGUUUAUCUUCUCCACGGCCAUCACGGACCUCUAGCGCUUGGCGGACGUGUAUUGCAGCGAAACGUCCUCUCUCCCUGUGAUCAAGUUGUCCCAAGCUCAAUCAAUAAAACGAAACGGACUUGAAGAGGAGCAGAAAAAAAAAAAGUGGGCUGAGGGUGGGAGGGGGGAGGUCAGCCCGUUUCAUGUGAUCAUUUGCAGCAGACAACACGCCGGGAAUUGUGUUUGCUCCUCGUGUGUGGAUUAUGUGCUCAUUUUAAUCAAACCGAAAGCACAGAUUUGCUGGGGAUGUGCUGCUGAGGCUCGCUGGAUUACGCAGGAUCGUUUUUGUUUCGAGUCGCCUUGGAUGAGGACCCCCUCCCUUUCCUGACCUGGAUUUCACUUGCCCCUGGAAACUCCUGUCUGGAUUUACAAGAUUUUUAUUUAUUUAUUUUUUUUAAGGGGGGUUGGCCUUGCUCAAGCACUUACACUUUGGCUCUUCAUUUUUUUUGUGGAUAUUGAAUCCCCCCUUCUUCUUUUUUUUUUUGGCCCUUUGCAUUUCAUCUUCUGGGAGCUAAACCUGCCUGAUUGGGUUCACUUUGAAGUUCUUGGCUCUGGUCCUCCUUUUGGUUUCCUUGUGUGGCCCGGUUUGGCUCUUUCUGAGUCCCGGUCCCGAUUCCGACAUGCCCAGCUCUGGUGAGCCGGUUCGCCGAGGAUCAUGACUGCAUCAGCGAACUGGGUGGCAAACGGGGCGAGCCUCGAAGACUGCCACUCCAACCUCUUCUCUCUGGCGGAGCUGACUGGCAUAAAGUGGAGGCGGUACAGAUUCCGAGGCAACGGCGAGUGUGGUCCGGUGAUCUCUGCUCCCGCUCACGAUGACCCCGUCCUCCGCAGCUUCACUCGCUGCGUGCAUGCCAACCUGCUCUGUGUCUGGCGCCGCUACGUCAAGCCCGAUGCCAAGCCCGAUGCCAAGGAGCUGUGGAUUUUCUGGUGGGGCGAGGAGCCAAACCUCGUCGACAUCAUUCAUCACGAGCUGGAGGUGGCAGAGGAAGGUCUCUGGGAAAGUGGGCUUUCUUACGAGUGCCGGACGUUGCUCUUCAAGGCCAUCCAUAACCUGCUUGAGAGGUGCUUGAUGGAUAAACGUUUUGUUCGGAUCGGGAAGUGGUUUGUGAAGCCGUACGAGAAAGAAGAGAAAACUGCAAACAACAGUGAGCACCUGUCCUGCGCCUUCACCUUCUUCCUCCAUGGAGAGAGCAAUGUUUGCACGAGUGUGGAGAUCGCUCAGCACCAGCCAGUGUACCUCAUCAACGAGGAGCACAUCACCUUCGCCCAGAAUGCCUCUUCCCCCUUCCAAGUGAUACUAAGCCCCUACGGCUUGAGUGGGACCCUGACGGGCCAAGCGUACAAGAUGUCCGACCCCGCCGUCCGUAAACUGAUGGAGGAAUGGUGCUACUUCUAUCCAAUGGUGCUGCAGAAACAAGAAGGCAAGAAGGAGGAGUGCGAGCUGGGCUAUGACAGCAGCAGUCAUGUCGCCGUUGAAGUCAUCGUCGGUGGUGUGCGGAUGGUCUAUCCCUCGGCCUUUGUCCUCAUCGCGCAGAGUGACAUCCCUCAGGCUCAGCCGUUAUCUGUACAGGGGGCGAUGAGGGAACCCACCAGCUGCGGCAUCCCCCUGACGCCCCCCACGUCUCCCGAGCAGACCUGUACAGGUGAAAGUGGGAUCCAGACUGUCCUCAAUGGUCUUCCACCUCAAGAGGGAAUCAUUGGGAACACAUACAGCCCGAAGCACACCGGGAAGACGCUGUCCAAUCAGGCGGUCCAGCACGUGUGGAAGGAGUGUUACAUGAACACGUGUCAGUACAAGGUGACCGUAUCUGGUGACAUGAACCCCGACGAGGUUGUGUCAAAUGGAGCGCCAGAGUGGAGCUUCAUGAGUCCUGCAGAACGUGUGUCCUGCUGCUGCUCCAGGCAAAAGUUACAGAAGCAGCGACAGCCGCCUGCAGUCAGUCGGACUUCAUCCAACCCUCCUCUGGGGUCCAACCCAGCGCCCCCAGCUACAGCACCUCUUCCACCGCCCGCUCCGUCCAAGCACAAGGUGUUAGACAAGGCUGACAAGCUGGAGAAGCAGCCCAAGAGACUGCUCAUGACCCCUUUCCAUCACAGAGCCUCUGUGUGUGAAGACUUUAGCCUGGAGCAGGACCCCGCUUCGGCGGGCACUCAGAAACUGGCCAUUACUGCAGUGGAUCCCCCAAUGGAAGUGUUGCCAGGCCGAAAAUAUCCAAAACAGCUGCAAGCUCCAGGCAAAGCUCCAGAUUCCCCCAUGCACUCCCCCGUCUCCCCCCUUCCACCCACUCUCAGCCCCCAUCCCCGAAGUCAAGACACAGAGGGGCUCGAGACAGCAGUAAGUCUGCCAGUGUACCAUGAACUGCCACCCGGGCCCAAGCCGCCUGAACCAAGUGAUACCACGUUAUAUGCCGCCCCCUUAGCUACUGGCAAAGAGGGCACAGGCUGGUGGCGAGAGUUUGUGGUCCCCAUGGCGGAAGGUACGGAAUUCAGGCCACCAGAGCUGCACGCAGACAGGGCUGAGGUGAAGGUGGAGGCCGCUACAGAAGGCAUUGCACUAAAGAGGCUCUUCGCUCAGCCUUACAAGCGGUUCAAGGUGUCGGAGGACCGCGUACGAGAACAUGUGCAGUCUCUCGGCUACUUGGACCACACCAGCGUAGAAGGCCGAGUGGACAUCUGCGACCCUGGCGACCCGUACACCUUUGUGGAUGAGGACAUCGAGUACAGGUUCACCAACAAGAGAGGGAAGGGGCCGUGUCAGGACAGAGACCCCAGCAAGAAGGGAAAGGCUGAAGACGGCUUUAAUUCCAGGGAGGCAACGCCAAGCAACUCUACCCCAGUGCCUGAUGGGAAGGAUGCCAUGUCCAUUUUCAGUCCUGCUCCUAAAUCAGAAGACUCGCGGCAGGACAGUGCUUCAGCCAAAGCAAACCCCAGCCUGACGAGGGAGACGGACCUCGUGGUCCUCAUAUCAGACCUGGAGAAUAUAUUUGACAACUCGGACGAGGAUGAGCUGGGGGCAACGUCUUCUACGCAGCGAUUGUCCAAGCCCCCCCCAGCGGAGGAUCGCCCCCUCGGGAAGGACGUGAAGGCUGCAGUACCAUAUCCACCAACAGUGGCAGAUCUUCAGAGGAUGUUCCCCACGCCGCCCUCUCUGGAACAGCAUCCUGCCUUCUCCCCCGUCAUGACCUACCGCGACGUCCUCAACUCGGAGCCCCCUAGCAGCCUGACGGCUGUAGAAAACACCAUCGCUUCUGGCAUCCACCUGUCCGAGUUCAAGAUGGAAGUCGAGGAGGGGCUGGCCAGUCCAAAGCCAGAGGAGAUCAAGGAUUUUUCCUUUGUUUUUCAACCACUCCCAGUGCAGCCAGUGGUGGGUUCUUCCAUGUUUGCCCCUUUAAGGACCCUGCCCAGCCAAUGCCUGCCCCCAAUCAAGUUGCCAGAGUCCUGCUUCUACCGUCCAUCCUGGUCUGUGCCGCCCAAGAUGGAGCAGCUUCCACCCCUGCCACAACAUGCUUCCUUCACGAGAGAUGGAUACGUAAAUGUGCCUAGUGUGGGAAGCCCCCUGGAGCAGGACUACACCCAAAUGAGCACCCCUCAGACCAGCACGCCGGCAGCCGCCAACAGCACUGCCUCUGCCAGCAAUGCGGGGGUCCUGCCUUCUCCCUCGCCCGCCACUCCGCGGUUCUCUGUGCCCACGCCCCGCACCCCAAGAACUCCCCGAACGCCCAGGGCGGGGGGGCCGGCCAGCGGCCAGGGCUCGGUCAAGUACGACGGGACAGACCUCUGCUCUCCGGCCUCCACUCCUUCCACUAGCCGUCCUCUCAGCUCCGUCGAGCCCUCGGCCUUGCCGCCCCUGCCCGAGGCUCACAGCCUCUACGUGGUGCUCAUCCUCUCGGACUCCGUGCUCAACAUCUUCAAGGACCGCAAUUUUGACAGCUGCUGCAUCUGUGCCUGCAAUAUGAACGUCAAGGGAGCCGACGUGGGGCUGUACAUCCCGGACUCCACGCGCGAGGACCAGUACCCCUGCAUGUGUGGCUUCAGUGCCAUCGUCAACCGCCGCCUUGCCCACGGCGCUGGCCUCUUCCUGGAGGACGAGCUCGAUAUCUUUGGCCGAGGCUCCGAGGUGGGCCAGGCAGCAGAGAGAAGGCUGGCGCUGUGCCGACGGACGUCCCCCGAGCCCCCUACGCCGCUGCUCAUUCUCCUGCAGGAGCAGUGCUCCCGGCCUCUCUAUUCCCUGAGCUCUCUGGACCAGUCGGCCGCCUGCUCCUGUCCUGGCCGACAGGGGGCGCUGGCCCAGAGCUGGGCGGCAGACAAGCUGUGGGCAGACAGCAGCGACUUGUGCGAGGAGUGCUUCAACGCCCUUGAGCAGGGCCAGCAGUAUGUGGACAAUCCAGCCGGGGGGAAAGUGAAUCGAGUGCUUGUGAGGAGCAGCGGCCUUCAUCCCUGGUCACACACAAGCGUACUGGACAUCAGUAUGCUGUCCUCUCAGGACGUCGUCCACAUGCUUCUGUCCCUUCAGCCAUUCCUCCAAGACGCCAUCCAGAAGAAACGCACUGGCCGGACAUGGGAGAACAUUCAGCAUGUGCAGGGCCCACUGACCUGGCAGCAGUUCCACAAGAUGGCUGGGCGAGGCUCUUAUGGUUCGGACGAGUCCCCCGAGCCCCUGCCCAUCCCCACCUUGCUAGUGGGCUACGACCGAGACUUCCUGACGCUGUCUCCUCUGGCGCUGCCCUUUUGGGAGAAGCUUCUUCUGGAGCCGUAUGGAGGUCAGAGAGAUGCGGCUUUCCUAGUCGUUUGUCCGAACAAUGAUGCCCUGAUCGAUGGUGCCAAUAGUUUCUUCCGGGACCUCAGCGCGGUGUACGAGACGUGCCGGCUGGGGAAACACCGCCCCCUUAGCAAGAUCUCACGAGAUGGCAUUAUACGGGUGGGCAGCCUGGACUCCCAGCAUCUUGCCGAGGAGCCGGAAGAUGAAUGGAUUGCACAGCCGUGGGGCAGCGAUGGAGAGGACGACAACCUGAGCAAACUGCGACUUUACGCCCACACCUGCAGAAAUCAGCUGGCCCCUCAGCUUGCCACCCUCUCGUUAGACAGCAGUCUUCUUCUACCUCCAAAACCGCAGCCUGUGGCUGCCGCCCCCGCUAACCAAGCCUCAUCAGGCCUCCUUCCUCCUCCUCCUCCUCCUCCUCCACCUCCUCCUUCUGCGGGAGCUGCCGGUACGACGGCAGGAUCCACAGUCACUCCUGUUUCCACGGCCAGCGGUGCAUCCCAGCCAUCCUUACCCGCGGUGGGCGGCAGCCAGGGGCAGAAUGGGGCAGAACGCACCCAAGUAAACUCCACAGCUGGCAGCGUUGCGGCUCCGGAGGCAGAAAACGGACAAAACUCAACACCAGCAGCACCAGCAGCCGCCACCGCGGCUCCUCCUCCUCCUCCUCCUCCUCCUCCUCCUCCUCAAGAAGGGCAAGAAAACUCGGCUGAGAGGGAACGCAUCGGAAUCCCCACGGAAGCAGAUUCUGCCGACAGCCACGCUCACCCGCCAGCCAUUGUGGUUUAUGUGGUGGACCCGUUCCUGUGCUCCGCAGAGGAAGAGGAGGCUGAGCCCGGCAGCGUCUGGCUGCUCGGACUUCUCCGCUGCUACACGGACGUCCUGCAGAGUCUGCCGGAGGCCCUGCGGCCGGCACUUGUGUUGCAGGUGGUACCAUGCCAGUACUUGCUGCAGCCCGUGAAGGACGACCACAUGCACUAUAUCCAGCAGCUGCGCUCCCUGGCGUUCUCGGUGUACUCUCAGUGCCGGCGACUGCUUCCCGUGCAGACGCAUAUCAAGUCCCUGACGGGCUUUGGGCCUGCGUCCACCAUUGAGAACAUUCUGAAGAACCCAGAGCACCCCAGCCCACUGCCAUUGUACUCCCCACCCUUUGUCCUAAGCCCAAUGCGCAACAAGCAAUCCGAAUUGGGAGAAGCAGCCGGGGAGGCCAUGCAGCACUUUGGCGUGCUGUUUGUGGGGUACUGCCUGUCCCAUGACCAGCGCUGGCUCCUGGCUUCCUGUACGGAUCAGCAUGGCGAGCUGCUAGAGACGUGCGUCAUCAACAUUGACAUCCCGAACAGGUACGUGAGGCAGCUUUCACUUUUUACAACCCGUAGGAGGACUACAGUCGGUUAAACUGAUGACUUGUUUUACAGGGCACGUAGGACCAAGGUGUCCGCCCGGAAGAUGGGCCUGCAGAAGGUGUGGGACUGGUGCGUUGGCAUUAUCCAAAUGACAUCACUGCCCUGGAGAGUGGUGAUUGGCCGACUGGGUCGCUUAGGCCACGGCGAGCUAAAAGACUGGAGCAUUCUUCUGGGGGAAAGUUCUCUGCAGUCCAUUACGCGGCAGCUGAAGGAAACGUGUCGGAUAUGUGGGAUCUCCCCCAGUGACUCGCCUUCCAUUCUGAGUGCCUGCCUUGUGGCAAUGGAGCCCCAGGGGUCCUUCGUGGUGAUGCCAGACGCUGUGACGAUGGGCUCGGUGUUUGGCCGCAGUACGGCUCUCAACUUGCAAACCUCACAGCUGAACACCCCACAAGACGCAUCGUGCACUCACAUCCUGGUCUUCCCAACCUCUGCCACCACGUCGGAGACCUACACCAGCGAAGAUAACCCCGAUGACAUGUUUUACCUCCCUUUUCCCGACGAACUGGAGAACAACAUUGAAAGUGAAAUGAUGCUGAUCACCAGGAACCUGCAUCCUUCUCCCAACUCCUCCCCUGUCCCAUCCCCAGGGUCUCCUUCUGGGAUUGGUGGGGGUUUGCCACUUCAGCAGAGCCGGGGUCAAGGUGAGCGGCUUCUAUCCCGGGAGGCCCCAGAAGAACUGAAGCAGCAGCCGCUGGCUCUUGGCUACUACGUGUCCACUGCCAAAGCUGAAGACCUUCCCCAGUGGUUUUGGGCAUCCUGCCCACAGGCUCAAUACCAGUGUCCCCUGUUCCUCAAGGCCUCACUACACCACCAUAUCUCGAUUGCUCAUAUGGACGAACUUGCUGCAAAUAAGAAUUCCCAAAGGACGCCACAUCCCCUGGACUCCAAGAUUACCUCAGAGGUGUUAAGGUUUGUGCUGGAGCAGUACAACGCCCUCUCCUGGCUCACCUGCAGCCCAGCAUCCCAGGACCGCCGCUCCUGCCUGCCGGUCCACUUUGUUGUCCUGACGCAGAUGUACAACGCCAUCCUGAACAUGCUCUAGCAGCAACGGAACGGGGCCCCCGGCCUUCCAGACCCUUCUUUGCGAGAGACUUGUACUCGACACGUCUCCCCUCUCUGUUUACAAGAUUGCGGAGGACUUCUCUUUCUAACGUGUGUAAUGAGCGAGGCAAAGACGGGAAGAACGGCACAGCCAUCUCCAAAUGAGCGACGAGGCAGUGGGGCAGAAACCUGGGUGGGCAGUGCUGGUCAGAGAUGUGCAAAGGAACCAGGCCAUAGGGUGAGCAUGUCGCUUCUGACUUUUAAUGGGACGUGCUUCAUUGCAUUGGGGCAUGUCACGUCUGAAAAACCCUCCAGAUUUGGAAGGAAGUACCGAGUCCCACGGUGAACCUGUUAAGACGAAGGUAUCUGAGAUUGGGAACUGGACGAGACACGGGUCCAUCCGCAUUUCCGGCUGCGCCACCCGCUGCCUCCCGCAGGUAGGAGGAGGCGGUGGCAGCGCCAGGCUUAGGGAGGGAAGAGCAGCUCCACUCGAGUGAUUAGCUGUGGGGCUGGCCCUGGCCGGGUGGGCCCAGCGGCCUCGCCCACCGCCACACAGUGACGUUCUUCCACUUUUGCAAAAAAAAAAAAAAACAAAACAAAACAAAACUUAAUCAAAACAAACAAACAAACAAACAAAAUGUCGACGCUUGACGAGCACUGAGGCUUAGCGCUUAGCUGACUUGGGGGUAGCGGCAGGUGGGUGAGGGCGUUAGGUGACCCUUGUAGAUACGGCGAGCCUGUAUUCGUAAAAACGACAAGAAAACAAACAAACAAACAAACAAAAUGUAUCUUGUGUACAGUGUAAAAUUGACCUUUAAAGAAUCAGAUAUUUUUUAUUAAUCAAGAAGAACACAAGACUUUACAAAAUGAAACAAUUGAAAUUGUAAUAUUGUUAAAGAAUUAAUAAGGAAGCAUUUGCAAAAAAAAGGGGAAAAAUCCAAACAAAAAAUUGUAGUUAUAUAUAUAAAUAUAUAUAUAUGAAUAUAUAUUUUUUUUUUGUUUUUUUUUUGUUUUUUUUACAUCUUGAAUUUUGUUGUCUUAUCCGUCCCUCCCUGAAGUCAGCAAACUAUUGGAGUGCACCAAUGAUUCCGUAGUGGCUUUUUAUCGCAUGGUUUAAGGCAGAACUGAGGCAGUAAAGGCGAAUCCUGGGCUUUGUUACACUUUCUUUUGUACUUUAGGCUUCAUGUUAUUUAAAAAUUAAGUUAAAGAGGAACAAGAAACAAAACAAAUGUCUAUUUAUACGAUUUGCUGCACAUAAGAAGAGAGAGGCGUGGAGAAGCUGAGCUCACCGUCUCCGUCCCGAGGCGAGGAGGAGGACAGACGCCGGACCCCCCUGCGCUGCUCUCCCGUUCGGUUUCCUUACCAGGACGCACUUCUUUGCAGAUCUACAAGCAUGUGUGUAAAUUUCAAAGAGUAUUUUCCAGUUCUAAAAGCUGUACAUUUCAUGCAAGGGUUCUUUUUCGUUUUUUUUUGUUUUUUUGGUUCCCUUUUUCUCAAAUUGUUUUUUUCCUCCUCAAGCAGCUUUGCUGUGGGCUUUGUUUUAAUUAAGAAAAAAAAAAAACAACAAUAAAAUGAGGGAAAAAGAGCUUCACUGAAACAAGUACACUAAACAGCAAGUUUGUUACAUCUGACAUCAUUUUAAAUAUUGUUCAGAUCUAUCUUGGGGAAGAGAAAUCUGUAUCUUUUACACUCUUUUUUUAAAAAGAAGUAAGUUAUUAAAUUAUCGAAAAAAUGACAA